CGCAUACGAGCAGCUGUGCAGUUUGCUGAGGAGUCUCCAAAUAUAUACAUAUAUAAAUAUAUAUAUACAUAUAAUAUAGUAGAUCCACCAUGGCGAAUGUCUGGGUGAGGAUCCUCAUCGGAGGACUGACUAUGCUUGUGGCCAUCGGCUAUAAAAACUAUCGCGACCUUAAGGCUCCUGGAAAGAGGCCCGAUCUGGACAACAAUGCCUACUGGGGUCCAGCGUUAAAGGAACCUUAUCGGGAAAAUAAGGCCAUCCUGCCCUACGACAUCAGCGUGAAGCCAGAGGUAAUUGAGGAUCUGAAGAGCCAGCUGAGUCGUCCUUCGAAGGCUCAAGCGCCGCUGGAGGGUGUGGGAUUCGAGUAUGGUUUCAAUGCCAAUGAAUUGGCCAAGGUGGUGAAAUACUGGCGUGACACUUACUUGGCCAAGUGGACCGAACGCGAACAAUACCUCAAGAAACUGGAUCACUACCAGACGGAGAUUCAGGGCUUGAAAAUUCACUUUAUUCAUGCCAAACCCACCCAGGUGAAGGGCCAGAAGCCCAAGAAGGUGCUGCCCCUGCUCCUGAUGCACGGCUGGCCGGGAACCGUUCGCGAAUUCUACGACUUCAUUCCCCUGCUGACCACGCCGAGUGAUAAGAGCGACUACGUCUUCGAGGUGAUUGCACCCAGUCUGCCGGGCUAUGGAUGGUCUCAGGGCUCUUCAAAAACUGGAUUCGGCGUGGCCCAAGUGGCCGUGGUAAUGCGCAACCUGAUGCUCCGAGUGGGAUUCAAUAAGUUCCUGGUGCAGGGUGGCGACUGGGGUUCGAUAAUUGGAUCCAAUGUAGCCUCCCUUUUCCCGGAGAACGUAUUGGGUUACCAUUCGAACAUGUGCGGAAACAACAGCCCCUUGGGACAGAUCAAGUUGGUGCUGGCGUCGUUCUUCCCCAGCUGGUUUGUGGACAGUCAGCACGCCAGUUUCUACAAGGGAUUGGGACACAUGUUCAGCACCAUUUUGGAGGAAAUGGGAUAUGCCCAUAUUCAGGCCUCCAAGCCGGACACCAUCGGCAAUGCCCUGAUCGACAAUCCAGCUGGACUGGCUGCCUAUAUUCUGGAGAAGUUCUCCACGUGGACGAAUCCCUCAUUCAGAUCGCUUCCCGAUGGCGGACUAACCAAGAGGUUCACAUACGAUCAGCUUUUGGACAAUGUGAUGAUCUAUUACGUGACCAAUUCCAUUACCACCUCCGUGCGUCUGUACUCGGAAUCCAUGGUUGCGUCGCAGUUCGCCUUGGCCGUAGAUAGCUUGCCCAUCAAGGCCAAGUCUGGAUGCACUCGUUUUGCCCAUGAGAUCGUCCACACUUCCGACUCGGUUUUGGCCAACAAGUUCCCGAACCUGGUGCACAGUACCCACCACUCGGAUGGCGGUCACUUCCCGGCAUUUGAGCUGCCCCAGCAGCUGUACGAUGACUUCGUUAGUUUUGUCCAGAAAGCUGAUUUGUCCUGAAAGACUUUAUUUGUAAUUAGUUAUACGAGUGCAUUGUAAAUUUCUAUUCUGAAGCGACAGUGUCUGUUGCGAAAAUUAAAAGAAAUCGGGUUGGUGAUUGAAGUUGCCUUAUCUGCUUUUAAAACCGAAA
Messenger RNA from Drosophila rhopaloa, 1611 nucleotides. RefSeq names its product juvenile hormone epoxide hydrolase 1 (gene Jheh2). The transcript is spliced from 4 exons. Gene Ontology annotation, molecular function: epoxide hydrolase activity. NCBI's taxonomy places the organism in Eukaryota, Metazoa, Arthropoda, Insecta, Diptera, Drosophilidae. The record is from RefSeq and is a predicted model, not a curated record. Gene Ontology annotation, biological process: epoxide metabolic process. Bases 90 to 1481 code for a protein of 463 amino acids.